Molecule: messenger RNA, 3069 nt
Organism: Pollicipes pollicipes
Lineage: Eukaryota; Metazoa; Arthropoda; Thecostraca; Pollicipedomorpha; Pollicipedidae
Product: sulfhydryl oxidase 1-like
Biological process (GO): protein folding
Cellular component (GO): Golgi membrane
Molecular function (GO): flavin-dependent sulfhydryl oxidase activity; protein disulfide isomerase activity
Source: RefSeq, a predicted model, not a curated record
CACUCCGCGUCCGGACGCGGCAGCACGGGGCGCGGACACUGCGACUGGCCUUCGGACCGUGCCGCCAGCCGACGGCGUCACAUAGUAGCCGUGACAGGCGUCGCCCAACAAGCUGACAGACAUGAUGCGACUGCUGCUUCUGCUGGCUGUGCUGACUGAGCUGGGACAAGGCUCGGUCGCGCAGCGGAUCAGCACCGAGCGCGUGGACCUGUACCAGGGCGACCGGCACCUGGUGCACCUGGACAACACCACCUUCUUCGGCGCGCUGCUGGACAAGCCCCACGCCUGGGCUGUGGAGUUCUACAAGGACUGGUGCGGACACUGUCAGAAAUUUGCGCCGAUCUGGUCGGAGGUGGCGCGCCAGACCAAGGACUGGGGUGCCGUGGUGAAGGUGGCCGCCAUCAACUGCGCGCGGCGCCGCAACAAUGCCAUCUGUCGGCGCUACGGCAUUCACGGCGUGCCGGCGGUGCGGCUGUUCGGACCCGGCGCCAGCCGCGGGGACCCGGGCACCUCCACCAUCCGUCACCACCCCGGCCAGAUGGUGGACGCCAUCGUCGAGUUUGUCACGACCGUGCACGGCCGUCGGCGGCCGGCCGGGUGGCCCGACCUGUCGCCCUUCACCGGCUCGCUCCAGCAGCUGCUGCAGGGGCCGGAGCCGGUGCAGGCGCUGGUGGAGUCGCCGACAGCCGAGCGGCCGGCGCUGGUCGUGUUCCGCGCCGGCCGGCAGCAGACGGUGACGGCCGGCCGCGGCGAGGAGCCGCGCCAGGUGUUCGGCAGAGCGCUGCGGCAGCUGGUCGGCGCGGGAGGUCAGCAGGGCGCCGUCCCCACCGCCGCGCCGGCCACGCCGCCGCCGCCGCAGGUGACGCCGGCGCCCACGCGCGCGCCCACCGGCUCCGUCUUCAUGGUGGACAUGGAGAACGCUAUCGUCGGCGCGCUCAAACAGGAGGUCACCAGCCACCAGAACAUCACCGGCGAGAGGAUGACGGCACUGCGCGGCUUCCUGCGCAUGUUGGUCAACUACUUCCCGGGCCGACAGCAGAUGCUGCAGUCGCUCAGCCAGCUGCUGCAGUUCGUCGAUAAUCGCGAGAAGGUGACCGGCGAGGAGCUGGAGCGCUUCAUGCGCUCGAAGACGCCGUCGUGGGCGGGCCUGCCGGAGCUGCAGCCGUACCAGGCGUGCCGCGGCUCGAAGCCGAGCUACCGGGGCUACAGCUGCGGCCUCUGGACGCUGUUCCACACCGUCACCGUGCAGGCUCGGCGGACGGAGAAGCGCCUGGGCCGGGCGGUCACCGUUCUGCCGGCUAUCCACGGCUACGUCAAAAACUUCUUCAGCUGCAGCCACUGCUCGCAGCAUUUCCAGCGGAUGGCAGCCCAGGACGGCUUGUUCGACGUCACCAACGCGUACGACGCUGUGUUCUGGCUGUGGCGGGCUCACAACAAGGUCAACAAACGGCUCGCAAACGACAUUACUGAGGACCCACUACACCCCAAGAUCCAGUUCCCCGACCAGAACCUGUGCCCAUCCUGCAUCGUAAACGGUCGCCACGACCCACAGGCCGUGCUUCAGUUUUUGGACGCCUUUUACGGCGCCGAAGCAAUCCGACCCGAUGGAUUGGCCUCGUGGCCCGUACCUGCCGUGGGCCAGUCCAUCCCGCAGCAGUCGCCGGCCCCUCGGCCUGUCGCCGCGCCGGGUGGGUCCACUGUUGGCGUACCGGGGGCGGCCGUUCAGCCGGCCGGAACGGCGCAGCAACCGCAGAGGGUGCGCGUGGUCUGGCCGUUCCCGUACCCGCGGUCAGGCACCGGGCAGACCAGGACCUCCCCGAAGGUGGUGUACGGACGGCCGAUGCUGGUGCGGGUGGUGCCCGGCUCGCUCCCUCCGUCGUUCGGCACGAGAUCCCACGCACCACACAUCGUCCAACCCGGCGCGGCUCACGCACCACAUAGGGCCUUCCCACGCGUUGUGCACGCGGGGCACAACGUGUCGGGAGCCCCGCUCAGUGCGGGGCAGUCGUCUCACGAAGGGCUCGGGAUCACGCGACCGCUUCUAGUGCCCACCGGGAACCGAUCGGGCUUUCCUAUGGGGACGCAGAGCUCGGCGGACCACGUCAGGGUCUACUGGGUCCCGACCAAGCAGUAGCGACCGAUCGACUACGUCAGGGUCUACUGGCUCUCGACCAAGCAUCAGUGAGCAGACCGGCGAACGUGUCGAGUAUAUCGCAUAUUGUCUCAAUUUGAUGCGCAGGUCCGGGCUGGGGCAGGUCCAGGUCUGGGUUAGGGCAGGUCCGGGCUGGGGCAGGUCCAGGUCUGGGUGGGGGCAGGUUGAUGGGGGCUAGGUGGUGUGAUGGGCAUCUUGAUCCUGAUACAAGUAAACAACACGAAAUUACUAAAUGUUGUCUGGCUUUUGGUGAAGCUUAUUCCAAUGUUUACAUCUCUUCAAGUAAACCAAAUCUCUUCUUCGCUCACUUUAACGCGAGUAAUCAUGUAGCAAACGACAGCACUGCAACGCACCUCGGUUCUGGAAGGGGAGGUGAGGAACACUAAUCACGUUGAUUUCGGCACAUGUUGCGAUGCAUUUUUAUCGGUGAAUACCUUAGAACUCCGGUGGCAUCAGUGAACGGUUUUAUUGUUUUUUUCGUGACACUGUCAUAUAUGUGCCACAGCACAAAAGCGUAUGGCUAUAAUUUGCAUAAAUGGGUUAUCCCCGAAGUGUCUAGAAGAGUCAUGAACCUCAAGAUGCAACUUGAUGAUGAUGAUGUUUCUGCUAUAAUGUAUCAUAAUAAUCAGGCGCAGAAAUCUGUGAACGCAUUUGAUUCAUCUUUUAUCGUUCAUACAUAUCGCAUGGUCUUUUAAAAUGAGACUGCGGGCGCAUGGAAGAUUGCCGGCGCAGCGUUUCUCAAACAUCAUAUGUAAAGUGUAUCAAGAGAUUCUUCGGAAAUAAUACACUGAAGUUAAGUGUAUGGCAAUGAGGAAGCCCUCAAAACCUCGCUAUUCUGUGCUUCCAUAUCCGGUGAGUUGCAUGCUUUCGUUCGUCAGAUUAAGAACGUUGGUAAAAUAUACAACAUUCUAACAGCA